This is a messenger RNA of Rhizophagus irregularis DAOM 181602=DAOM 197198, 1584 nucleotides long. The record is from RefSeq and is a predicted model, not a curated record. NCBI's taxonomy places the organism in Eukaryota, Fungi, Glomeromycota, Glomeromycetes, Glomerales, Glomeraceae.
AAAUUUUUUUUCUUUUAAAUUGUAAAUUGUAAAUAGUUUUAGAAUUUAAUAAAUCUUUUAAAUAAAAAAACAGAUUUUUUUGAUUAACAUUUUUAAAAACUAUUUUAAACUAUUGAUAAAUUGAAUUAACACAAACAAUUAUUAAAUGUGUAAUUUAUUUUGAUUCACGAUUUUUUUUAUCGAAGAAAAUGUCGACGAAAAACAAAUUUACCGGUGUCCUUAUAUUUGGUGCCGCUUUUACGAUUCGGUUAAUUCUUUUUCAAUCUUCAAGUAUAACAGAAACUUUAGGAAGUCGAGUAGAAAUUGUAACCCCCGUAACGAGUUUUACUCGACUUACUGAAGGACUUUAUUUAUUUGAAAAUGGGGUUCCGCCAUAUGAUGGUGGUGCCUUUCAUCAAGCUCCAUUAUUACUUGCAUUUUUCCAAUUACUUGGUUAUUUACCAGUUAUUUUUACAAAAUUAACGUUUGUAUUGAUGGAUCUCAUUUUAGCUUAUUGUUUGAUGAAUAUCGCUGGAAUAAAACAACAACUUUAUUAUAAUUUUCCUAAACUUGAGAUUGAAUUAAAAGAUAAUGUACCGAAAGAAAUUGAUCCAUGGGUUGUUACUGGAUUUUAUUUAUUUAAUCCAUUGACAAUCGCAUCAUGCCUUUCAAAAUCUACGAUUAUAUUUACUAAUUUAUCGAUAAUUCUUGGAAUUUAUUAUUCGCUCAAACAUAAUAAGAGUUAUGGAAUGUUUUGGAUCGCAAUGGCAACAUAUUUGAGCUUUUAUCCAUUUAUGUUGUUUUUACCUUUAAUACUAAUUUUCACAAAUAACGUUGAAUCAAGUGGGAAAAUUAUUAAAAGCGAAAUUAUUGGAUGUGUUGGAUUAUUUGUUGUAUGGUUAAGUGGAUUAUUAAUAUUUUCAUAUUUUCUAGUUGGUUCUUGGGACUUUUUAGGUGCUACGUAUGGCGUCAUACUCUUAUUGCCAGAUUUAACGCCAAAUAUUGGAUUAUUUUGGUAUUUUUUUAUCGAAAUGUUUGAUCAAUUUAGAAGUUUCUUUUUGGUGGUUUUUCAAUUACACGCGUUCGUAUUUAUGGUACCAGUUUCAACAAAAUUUAGAAAACAUCCGUUAUUUUCAAUUUUUAUAUUGAGCGGGAUAAUGGCAAUAUUUAAAUCAUAUCCAUCAAUUGGAGAUGCUUCUCUUUAUUUGGCAUUUCUUCCAAUUUAUUCGGAAAUAAUAAAAUAUAUGCGAUAUAAUUUUUUAACAACUAAUAUAUUUUGUUACUGUUCAAUAUUAUCACCAAUAUUUUAUCAUUUAUGGAUAUACGCAGGUAGCGGGAACGCUAAUUUUUUUUACGCUAUCACUUUAGUUUAUACUAUUGGUAAUAUCAUUUUAUUAGUUGAUGCUACCUUUGCUAUGUUUAGAAGGGAAUUUGAUAUUUGGAAUCCUGAUCUUAAAAAUUAUGAAAUUAUUCAAAAAUAAAAAUAGUAAUAAAAAAAAAAAGAAAGUAAAAAAAUUUAACGUAAAUGAAUCAUAGAUAGAUUAUUGUAAAAAAAAAAAUAACGCAAAAAACGUGAAUCACGUAUUUGAAUUUUAUAGAUUAUUG